Melospiza melodia melodia is the source of this 5945-nucleotide messenger RNA. It is a transcript of the gene ATG13, whose product is annotated as autophagy related 13. Gene Ontology annotation, cellular component: cytosol; phagophore assembly site; Atg1/ULK1 kinase complex. Lineage: Eukaryota; Metazoa; Chordata; Aves; Passeriformes; Passerellidae. Gene Ontology annotation, biological process: piecemeal microautophagy of the nucleus; autophagosome assembly; protein localization to phagophore assembly site. The transcript is spliced from 18 exons. The record is from RefSeq and is a predicted model, not a curated record. The coding region runs from base 1387 to 3036 and encodes 549 amino acids.
CAGGAAGAAUCCCAGUUCUGCUGCAGCAGGGCAGAGCCAUGAGGCUCUCAUUUUUAUGAAUCCUCUGGUGGUUGUUUCUCUCCUCUAGAGAUAUUUGGGUCAUCACAACAAAUUCCUGUACUGCACAUGGAGCCAUGCUGAUGGUCAUCUUUGUUUCCUUUCCUAACAGACCAGCGAGCCUAACACCUUCCAUUAGUUCCCAAGUAUCUUGAAAUAGUUGAUACCAGAAGUUUUUUCCAGCCUCAAAAGGCAAAUGUGGGUGUUCUAUUUGACGGCUCUCCCACCAUAUCGGCAUAUAUAAUUCCUUGCAUCUUUCUGCAGGGGUCACAUAUCACUUUUCACAUUAAAAGGCAGUAUGAUUUUUUUUUUUUUAGUAUUUAAAUGUCAGCAUUCUCUUUGCUGAGGAAAACAUAUUUUUGAUGGGGUAUUUUGUUGCCUAUAUCAGCCAGGUUUGUCAAAGAUCUCAGAUCCCCUCAGCCCCUACAGUGCUGUAUUAAGUCAAAAUAAUAAUAACAGGUUGUUCUUGCCUGGGGUUUUGUUUGCUUGCUUGUUUGGGGGGAUUUGUGGUUUUUUUGUAGUGGUACCUGUCUGUACUAAAGGGUUGAGUUUUUUUAAUUUUGAGUACUAUAUCAAACACUUUAAAUGCUGCCUUUUUUUGCACCCCCCACAGUGGAAAGGGUCUUUAAUCUGUCUAGUGGAGGUAAAUGCAGGGAAAGAAGGGAUAACAGUUUCAAUAACAAGGUUAAAAUACCCAAAGGAUAAUUUGAAAAUGCAUCUGAUGUUGAAUCACUUGUGUUGCUAGUUUUCAAAUUAUAAUUUGUAAUGAGAACAGUACAGCUUAAGGAGAUGUGGUAUGAAUGUAGCCUAGGAACUUUCAAAUAUUCUGUAAGUCCAGCUUUCUUUUUAUAGAGUCAUUCAGAAAGCAGCACUGUUCUCUAUAAAAAUGCUCUGUAAAUUGCAGUACUCUUAUCUUGCAGCCCUUUUUGAUUGAUGCUCCUGAAGCAUUGGGCUUUACUGUCAUUAAUGUGAUAUUUUAAACAGAAGUACUGCAUGUGUAUGGUCACGAAAGAUUCUCUAUUUUCUGUGUGAACAGGGCUGUUGGCCCCUUUGCCCUGCAAGCUUCCAUUUGCAUAAACAGCAUACCUUGCAGUAAGUUCAGUCUUUGCCUGAUGACUGGGCACUGAAUAACGUUGUGCACAGCAGCUGCUCGUGCCCCUGACCUCAGCUGGCCGGCAUUCCUGCGAGGAGCAGCGCGUUCCGUAAAUACAAACACGGCAUGGCUGACAAGCUGCCUCAGGCUGAUCAGCUGUGCCAGACCUGCAGCGGGGCUAAGAGGGAAUUCAUGCUUUGAAGGCUUCCAAGCAAAAGCUACAAUUGCCAUAUGCAAUGGACACUGAUCUCAGUUCCCAGGACAGGAAGGACCUGGACAAGUUCAUCAAAUUUUUUGCUUUAAAGACAGUACAAGUAAUUGUCCAGGCCCGACUUGGAGAGAAAAUCUGUACCCGCUCAUCAUCCUCCCCAACAGGUUCUGACUGGUUCAAUUUGGCAAUCAAAGAUAUACCAGAGGUUACUCAUGAAGCAAAGAAAGCCCUGGCAGGACAGCUGCCUGCUGUUGGACGGUCUAUGUGCGUGGAGAUUUCUCUCAAAACCUCAGAGGGGGACUCCAUGGAGCUGGAAAUUUGGUGUCUGGAAAUGAAUGAAAAGUGUGACAAAGAAAUCAAAGUUUCAUACACUGUAUACAACAGGCUGUCUCUAUUGCUGAAGUCUUUGCUUGCUAUAACCAGAGUAACUCCAGCCUACAGACUCUCUAGGAAACAAGGCCAUGAAUAUGUAAUAUUGUACAGGAUAUAUUUUGGUGAAGUCCAGCUGAGUGGCUUGGGAGAAGGUUUCCAGACAGUCCGUGUUGGGACAGUGGGUACCCCAGUGGGCACCAUCACUUUGUCUUGUGCCUACAGAAUCAACCUUGCUUUCAUGUCAACCAGGCAGUUUGAGAGGACCCCUCCUAUCAUGGGGAUUAUAAUUGAUCACUUUGUGGACCGUCCCUAUCCCAGCUCUUCACCCAUGCAUCCCUGCAAUUACAGAGCUGGUGAGGACAAUGGUGCAGUAUACCCCUCAGUAGAAGAUUCCCAAGAAGUGUGUACCACAUCUUUUUCCACCUCUCCUCCAUCUCAGUGUGUUUUUACUGUCACAAAGGCACAUUUUCAGACCCCUCCUCCUGUGGUGACGGACACCUUGAAGGUCCCAGUGAUGGGGCUGGCCUUUUCACAUCAACUUUCCAGCUCACGUCUUUCCUAUCAGCCUGCUGCCCUGGCAGUUGGAUCAGCUGACAUGGGGUAUCCUGUACUCUUUGCUGGUGGUUUGAAUGCUGCACACCCUCACCAGCUGAUUGGUCCAGGCAAAGAAGGGGGAGUUCCCCCAGUUCCUAGCCAGCCAGCACAUGGCACUCAAGCUGACCAAGAGAGGAUGUGCACCCCACUGGAGGGAGUCCAUUACUCAGCAGCUACUCCUUCUAGCAGUGAGGAUACAGAAACAGUAUCCAACAGCAGUGAAGGAAAGUGUGGCUCCCCACAUGACCUUUUGGAGACCAUCUUUAUCCGGAAGGUGGGAGCUUUUGUCAACAAACCCAUUAACCAGGUGACCAUGGCCAACUUAGACAUUCCUUUUGCCAUGUUUGCUCCCAAGAAUGUUGAGCUGGAAGAUAACGACCCCAUGGUCAAUCCUCCUGAAUCCCCAGAAACGGAAUCUCCUCUACACGGCAGCUUACACUCAGAGGGCUCCAGUGGCAGCAGCACAGGGAACACCCACGAUGACUUUGUUAUGGUCGACUUUAAACCAGCAUUUUCAAAAGAUGACAUUCUUCCAAUGGACCUGGGGACAUUUUACCGUGAAUUUCAGAACCCCCCUCAACUCAGCAGCCUCUCCAUUGACAUUGGAGCACAGUCCAUGGCAGAGGAUUUGGACUCGUUACCAGAGAAGCUGGCAGUCCAUGAGAAAAAUGUCAAAGAAUUUGAUGCUUUUGUGGAAACCUUGCAGUGAAGCUGUUUCCCAGUUCUGCUGCAGCAAUUCUUCCUCCCCAAGGCAUCCUGGAGAUGACAUCGACAGAUAUCUCUAUUGCCCCUGCUCUGCCUUUUGUUCACAUUGACUAGUUCCCUCCAUCAAGUGAGCUUUCUUUUCUCUCUUCAAUGACAGAUACAGCUCAGCUGCUGAUUCUCCUCAACUUUUCCACCACAUAGUUCUGGACUGCUUUUCCUGCUCACAGUCAGUUUUAAGACUUCAGUAGGGACACGGGAAGUCAAACCUCAGUGUAUGGAAACUUACUUUCUCUUCAGUCUGUGUUCUGUAUGGAGGGGCGUUGUGGAAAGUUGCCAUAUGCUUCCUCCAAGGGUCCUAUGGUGUAAGUUUCCUAGGUAGAGCUUCUUGCUAACAGACUUUUUCCUGCAGUCUCUGAUCCUGUUAGAGCAUAGAAAGCUUUGGCUUAUUUCCAGGGUCUGUGAGUUCAGCAAAUUCAACUGUUUGAAGUCCAUUCCACAGAACUGGGCAUUUCAUCCUGACUUCAGAGUGCGUGCUUGGAGCACAGGGAGAGACGUCAGCAUUGGGACCUGCAUAAUCCAAGUUACCUUUGUUUUCCUGCUUCUAAGGAAUUGGGUCUCUACACUGUGCAAGACCCUCUGUUAGGUGGCUGAUAAGCAGGAGUGAAACUGCAGGAAUGCUUUCCACAUUUCCUUCCCGAGUGCACGGACACUCGGCCAUGCUGAGUUUAACAGUGUUGACUGUUGGCAAGCCUGCACGUAGCAGCUGUGAUGAUGCUGAAUUCAUAGUCUCUGCUUUUGAAACAUAACUGUAAAUACUAGGAAUCCUAUUUCUUUAGGGUUAUGUAACUAGGAGUCUUAGUCCAAGAUUUUUUCCUCUAAUCCUUGCAAACCUUCCUGCUUUAUGGUUAAUAGAUGAUCUUAAGAAUUAAAAAAUAUUUAUUGCUUUUAAAGAAACCUAUAUUUAAAAGAUGUUCUGUUUUCAUGUUAUAGUGCGGGUCAUUCUGUCCUGAUCACUGCAGAGAGCAAGUGUGCCAUGGAACCCUAGCCAGUGAGGCUAGUCUCUCUUUGCAAGAAAAUAUCAAAGAUAUUUAUUUUCUAAGACAAACUUAAUUAAUAUUAUACUCUGUUUGGGGGACUGUGUGUCCAUUACAUCCAGCCAGGGCUCACUGAUAAAAUGAAAUGCACACGUCAGUGGAAUGGAGUGGCAGGGAUUUGGUAAAAAGCUGUUUUCUGAUAGGCAUGGAUGAAUUUGUAGUGUUCUUUGGCCAUUCAGAAAGCAGCUUCUUUAAAGAAGCACACUUUUUUGGGAAGCUUAUGGUACUUUUUAAUCAGCUGGCUUUUGAGUAGCUGAAAUUUUAUUUUUGUAAUAAUCCAGCCACUGACAGUGUGACUGGCUGGAAUUGCUCUGUGGGUGAUUUGGCUGUUGCAUGUCUUCUGCCUCAUGCAAGGAUGGGAGGAGAAACAGUGACACUAAACAGAAACUUGGAUAAGGUGGGGUUUCUUGUGGUUCUCUCUCUUCCUGCCCCAUGUAACUGGAGUGUGUAACUGCAAGACCCCUUACUGUCCAAAACCACUUUUUUUCCCCCUAGUUUCUUUUAAGUGGAGUUGUGUUGCUUGAGGACUGAGAAACCAUCUUCAUUUCCUCAGAGUGGCUGAGUAACCAGCCUUCUAGUUGGUGCAAUGUGGCAGCUUCAGCUUAGCUGCAUUCUUCAUUGGAAGAGAUUGCCUGCAGCUGAUGAGGGAACCCCAGCUCCACUCUGGGACACUAUUUCUGUGUCACUGCUGGAGCAAGGAGCCAAAUUCACAGCAGCUUACUUUAAGGCCAGAGCAAAGUGAUGCUUUGAAGUUUACGAGAAUUUUUAUUGAGAGAUGUGUUUGGUGGGAGGCCUUGUAAGUUCUAAAACUCCAGGUAAGAGCUUCAUUGAAGGAAAAUUACCCACCAGAACCUUUUUAUUUUACUCAACUGAUUCAACUUCUUAGCAACCUCACAUGGAAAUUGCUUUGUCCAUGCAAAGAUGCAGAAACAUUUAAGAAAGGUUCCAAGAUGAAACAGUUUGUAACAGGACUUCAGUUACACAGGCUGUAACAAAUACUUGUUACCCAUCCAAAAGCCACCUUGUUUCACAAGUGGGAAGGGUCACAGAAGGGUGCAGAACAAGGAAAUAAUGGAUCAACUGCCUCUCACCUGUGCUCAGGAAGUUGGUCUGCCACUUUGUAGGAAGUAGUUUGUAGACAGGUGGUUGUGAACUUUAGUCUCUGAAGUGAUACAAUCUGGGCUGCAGAGCAGCAGACAGGAGGCAAAGGGCUGGUUCACACCAUAUGAAUAGAGAAUAGUUGAGGUUAAAGUUCAUCUAGCCAGCCCUCCUGCUGUGCUCUUCUGCUGACAAGCUGUGGAGCUGGCAGGGAGCACUGCCAUUCUUGUUAACCCACCCAGGAGGUCAGGGCUUGUACUUGUGCUCCUUUAUUGUGGGAGUUCCUAACAUGGCUACAGCUCUCACAUCUCAUAAGGCAAAAUGGCACUGUGGCACAUUUCCUCCUCUUCAAAAGGCUGGAAAAUUGCCUAUAUAAGUGUUGAGCUGGAUGGCCACAGCAAUAAGAGAGCCUCCAGGGCUGAGUUACCUGCCUCUUCUCUGGACAGUCUUCAGUUUUAACACAUGGCUGCUACAUCUAGGCCCUGAGUUCCCUGACCACUGCACAAAUGCUCUGCUGCUGUGGCCUGCCACAGAUUGUAUUAUGAAGGCUGUUUAUUUCAGCAGCUCUCUGCUCUGCUGAAUAUUAAGGACAGUAUCUAUGUAGCUGCUGAUUUACAGAUACUUUGGGUGGAGGGGAAGGUUCCUCAAGUGUAUUAUUUUGGAAAGUCUCCAGUGUACUUCAAGUAUUCAAAGAAUUUCCAAUAAAACUUUUGUGUAAGCA